Molecule: messenger RNA, 1242 nt
Organism: Argiope bruennichi
Lineage: Eukaryota; Metazoa; Arthropoda; Arachnida; Araneae; Araneidae
Product: N6-adenosine-methyltransferase TMT1A-like
Exons: 4
Coding region: 261-1019 (252 amino acids)
Molecular function (GO): S-adenosylmethionine-dependent methyltransferase activity
Source: RefSeq, a predicted model, not a curated record
AGCCAAGAGGCGUAACCCCGCUUCCAAAGGUAAACAAAGGCAGGAAAGGCGUUAUUGAAGUUGAAAUUAGGCCACGGAGCUGUUGAAAGUUCUCAAAUCUUAGAAAAAGCAAGAUAUGCAAUGUGAACUUUGAGUUAACUUUUAUCUUCUCCUUUUUAUUCUGUUCGUUUAUUGCUCAAUUUGAGGUCCAAGCCAGGUCACAAAUGCUAUCAGAUCAUUUGAAAAUAUUCUAAACAUCUCAACAAAAACAAGCUUCAGCCAUGAGGGAAAUCAUCCUUUACACGACAGUGACCAUAGUAAUCUGGGCACUCUCGCUUUCUUGGCUGUUUCCAUUAUUAAUCGUUCUUAAAUUCAGCCAAACUUGUCGUGACAAGUGGUUCUCUUGGCUUCUUGUUAGGGUCAGUGGGCCUCUGUUUAAAACUUUAGUUGAUAAACAGAGGGAAAAAGCAUUUGAUCUUUUGAAGGAACAUUUAGGAGACAAGAAGCGGAAAACUCCUUUAGAAAUCCUAGAGAUUGGCGUCGGAGGAGGAGAUAAUCUCCAAUUCUAUCCAGAGAAUGCGAAUUUAACUGUAUUGGAUUCAAAUGAGUCGUUCAUAAAAUACUUCGAGGAAAACCGACAGAAAUAUCCUCAAGUUAAUUUGAAGAACAUAAUAAUUGCUUGGGCCGAAGAUAUGCACGAAGUUGCUGAUGAAUCAUUUGAUGUUCUGGUGUGUACUUUGGUCUUGUGCUCAGUAAAGGAUGUUCAAACAGUUUUGAAAGAAGUUAAGCGUGUACUGAAGCCUGGUGGAAAGUUUCUGUUUUGGGAACACAUCAUGUAUCCUAGCUCUUCUUGGAAUGCAACUCUACAGAGGUUAUUGAAUCCUCUUUGGAAGAUAUACUUUGAUGGCUGCAAUAUAAAUCGAAAACUUGAUGAGGAAAUAAGAAAAGCUGGAUUUUCAGAUCUUGAUAUUCAAAGGAAAGAUCUUGAACGCAUAUGGAUAUAUGUCAGACCUCAAAUUAUUGGAGUAGCAACCAAGUAACUUUAUGAUAAUCACGAUGCUUCAUAUGCAUAAUAUGAUUGCAUUAUUUGUUACCUCAUGUCUCUGAUUUUUAUAAAAAUGAUAUUGUUCAUCAACAAUAAAAACAUUAUUUUGUUAUUUAUGUUACUAAUCAGUCGUACAUAAAGCAAUUAUUGAAAUAAAAUCCCCUCAAAGAAAAAUGACUUAGUUUUAUGAAAUUGAGAAUAAAACUUUUUAUAAUAGC